AUGGAAACGUCCGCCAGCGGCUUGGAUGUCAAAGCUGUCGCAUUCGGUGCCAAUGUCGACGAAGAAGUCACUCGAAUUUGGAAAGACGUCGAGGGCCGCGUUGUGCAAAUGGCGGGCGGUGAUCCGGCCAAGAUCAAGCAAGGUCUUGGCAUAAAUGAUGUGCUACAGUACUUAAACGAAGACCAAGUCAAAGACAAGCAAGUAUCUGAAAAGUAUGGCACUGUCAAGAAUAUAUUCAACCGAACCCUCCAGUGCAUUCAGACAGUUGGUGGUAUCGUUGCAGAUGGAGCCUCUUAUGUCUUUGCUCCCGCCGGUCAAUGCUACAAUGCCCUCACAUUCGUAAUUCAGGCAUGGCAGGGGUAUGAAGGUAUCUUCGAGAGUCUCGCUGGGCUUCUAGAGAAGUGUAUCGAGUUUCUUGAUCGUCUCGAAUACUACGCCAAGCCGGGAAUGGACUCAAAGCUUACAAGAGUUGCCUGUCAGCAUCUUCAAAUUUUUGUCAAGAUCUGCGACCGUAGUCUAAGACUGCGGUCCAAAAGAAGCAAGUUUGCCGCCUUUAUGAAACAAAUGUUCCUAAACGACGAUGGUAUGCAGGGCCUGUUGAGUGAGAUGCAAAACCUCGUCGAUAAAGAACAUUCGCUUGUAUCAGCACAGACAUGGAAGUCUAGCAACGAGGCAGCUACUAACUCAAGGGACGGCUUAUUACUCACUCGAAACUUGCAUAGUAGUCUAGUUGACGACAGGAACAAGAAACAACACGAUACCGAUCGACUGAAGUGGAAGCAAACUAUUGUCAAUGCCCUAGAACUGAACCCUUCCAUUCUGAAGCCUGAUUCUCAAGCGCCAUGGGAUAAGGCAUGGAAGCGGCACAAAGAGAACAGAUUCGAAGGAAGUGGUGAAUGGCUUAUUCAAGACCCUAGGUUUGUUUCCUGGGUCUCGGGCGAUCAAGAUUCGAAGCAAAUUCUGGCUUUCCAGGGCGACGAAGGCGCAGGCAAAACACUUUUAGCAGCAAACGUUUUACUUCACCUGCGGAAGAUGAGGGGGUCUGGUCCCAAGGUUAUCAUCGCCCACAAUUUCCUUGACAAGGAUUCCAAGUCGUCAACCAUCCAGGACGAUGCUCUCGAUAUAUCCAGACAUGUGAUGGGGCAAAUCGCUUUGUCUCACGACCCCAUCAUGAAGAGUGUAGCGGGUAUCUGCGACAAAGUGAGAGACUUCAGCAGCCCGCUCGAAAUUUUAACAGCACUUCUCCUCGACAACCAAGACCUUUUGGCUAUGGAUUCGAACAUGUACAUCGUUCUCGACGGUUUGGGUGAUAACGCUGAGGUCUUGAUCAAGUUCUUACAGAAUUUCUCCGAGAAUCCUCUUAUUCAACGCACUCGUAUUCUCCUGACGGGAAAGAAGCAAUUGUUUGAAACCAUCAACAAGGCUGGUGGAGUAAAAAUGGAGAGGAUUGUUCUCGGAGAGACGAACAGCAAAGACCUUGAAAUAUAUAUCAAGAAGCGCAUGGAUGGCAUGGAAAUUCUGAAAGACAUAUCUCGGCCAAGCGUUUCAGACCUGCGGGCAAAGAUCCUCCAAGAUCUCCAGUCAUCCACGGAAGGAGAUUACUACAAGAUUGGACGAGUACUUGAUAAUAUCGCUACAGCAACUGAGGCUGAGGAGAUAAACUCAUUGCUUGAGUCAGCAGGGGACAUGCGCCCGGAUCAAAUCGAAUCUGACAUUGAGAAGCUAAACCAGAAUUGCAACGCAAAGGAGAUUGCUGAGAUUAACGAAAUCAUUCUCUGGGUCAAUACUGGCAAGAUGUGGUUCAACCCCCUUUCAAUGGAGGCAGCACUCGCUUUAAAGGCCGGCCCCGGAGGGAGCACAUCACUGAUGUCAAUAGAGGCUAAGAUUGCUUCGAAGUACAGCAUCUUUUCUACUGAAUCGGGCUUUGUUGAGUACAAGGUCGAUAAUGUUGAGGAUAUGGUUCCGCUGAAGAAGCGAGAUGUGACCGAUGAUGGGAGCUCAAGUGGUUUCAAAGAAAUCCAGCCAGCAGAGGUCAACAUCAUCAAGCACUAUCUGUCGACAGUAUGCCCAAGCGAUCUGUACAAAAAGUUUGGCUUCGAUCAGUUCUUCGAAUGCAAAAUGACACGCAAGAGCAACUAUGUCUGUAGGGAUCCAGACAACGCAGAAGCCACGAUGGUUCUCCGCUGUAUAACCUGUCUCUCCGAUGAGCGGACCAGCAAGACAGAGCGCCUCCACUCUUACACAACCGAAUAUCUCCAGAAGCACUUAGAAGAAGCCGAUUUAUCAUUAACUGACCGGUCUAUCAAAGCCGAGACCGGAAAGGCCUUGGUCCGGUUAUUCACUGAACAAUAUGCUUUGGACUCUCUUUUUGGCUUCCACUUGUUUAUUGAGGAUACCUCCGAAGUAUCCUUCUCAGCGAAUGGCGUUCCUGAUACUUGGAAUACCUGGAUCUUUUCAGACGAAGGAGUCAAUUCGAUUGCGAAAUGGUUCAAGGACUCGGCCGUCAAGGAACUUGUGAAGGAUAAUGAGUUGAUCAUCUCUUUUGAAAUCGCCAGUAAUCGCCAUCUGGCUCUAUUUGGCGCUGCUGCCACGACGGCGGCUCAAGACCUUUUCAUGAGAGACACAAGCAGACGUGAAACUGUUCGAGCCUACAUUUUGCUUAGCGCAUUGUUGAACAAGGUAUACAAAGAACCGGCCGACGACGAGAAGACCGGCGAGUCUGAAAAUGUAAAGAACGAAGAGAAGAAAGGUGCAAUUAGUGAAGACAUCGAUCCAAUCUACAAACCAACUUUGGAAGACUUCCAGCGAGUGGAAAAAUGGGCAAGCGAAAGACUGAAUGUCACAGACAAGGACUCGAAAUGGGAGGCAAAAGCCUCGCUACUCCUUUCUUAUAUCAGAGGCGAAACAAUUCCCAAGACUUUGGUUGAACAUAGAGCUCGCAAGGCACUAUGGAUGGAACCUGAGAGUUGGGUCGCUACGUACGCACUUUCCCGCGUGACAGAAUCCAGAGACGAAUCUCUCCUAAGCCUACAGAAGGUUUUUAACACGCUGACUGGCGACAUUGAGUGGCAGAAAGAACGCGGCCACAAAGGAAUUCUGGCACGAAUUAUCUACGACCUGGGAGACAAGUAUUGGACAGAUGAGAAGCAACGUGAACAGGCCAUUACCACCUACUCCAUGAUAUUCACAUUAGGCCGCUCGAUCGAACUUUUCGCAAGCUUCAAAGAUGUUCUUCAGAAGUAUGCCGAGGCUGAACGCUGGGAUGUCAUGGCAGAAUUCUUUGACCGGCUUCUUGAUGAACCUGAAGAUGGACCCAACUUGGCAGGUGACUUCACCUUAUACGAGUUUUACAACUACGACUUCCAUACUACAUUCGUCAAAAUGGUUCGCGCGUUGGACAGAUUCGACCUCUUGGAUAAUUUGUUCGCUCGAGCCAUCGCCAAAGCCACCACGAAAACAGAAUUGGAAGGUCGUGGAUGGGAUGACACUCUUCGGUUCCGGUACGGCGAGACUCUCUUUGAGAUCCCCGGUCAUGAGGAAGCUGGAAUACACGUCUGGGAGCUCUUACUCAAAGACGCGCCAGAUGAAACUCGAGAGUGGGUAACACGCGCAAUGGUUAAGUGCACCGUCCCAGCCUGGUUGGAACUUGCCAUCGCCAGUAAAGAUGACCCAGCACGAGCACAGGGAUUCUUUGACAAGAUCGAGGCUCAAUAUAAGGAGCUCCAGGCACUGGGGACACGCGAUCAGGAGUCCACUAUUGUGUUUGCUCAGUACUUCAAGUGUCGUGGUGAUGUGGCCAAGGCUAAACAGAUCCUGAAGCCUUAUGUCACAGAGCAACUUGAGAUGCUUUCUGACAAUCGUACUGACAAUGACCAGCCAUCCCUUUGGAUCCUCGGUCAGAUCCUGUCAGUGAUGCGAGACUAUGUCAAUAUCGGUGUUUGCAUGGACAUGAUGCGGUACACCAACGUCGUUGUAGCUCGUGAAGAGUACGAGGCCGACUUGACCAGAUACCACGAAGAGCAAAAACAGAAAAAGCUUGCUGAAACCAAAGGCGAGUCCUUUAAAGGUACCUUUGAGUCUGAACCCCAGGAGCCGGAUAGCCGCAUCGUUUGUUGUGACGGUUGUGAGGUCAGUUGGGAAUUUGCCAGCGAAGUCUGGACAUGUAUGAGUUGCAGUGGCGCAAUUCAAUUCUGCGUUGAUUGCUAUAAUAAGUUGCAGCUGGGGAAUUUGAACAACAGGGUCUGCAAAAAGGAACACGAGCACUAUUUCCUGCCCAAGAGGAAUGUUGAGGAGAUUGAUGCGCUUCCUAAGGGCUCUGUCAAGGUAGGUGAGAGGACUAUCACUUUUGAGGAAUGGAAGGACGAGAUUCGGGGCCAGUACGUGAAUCUCGUGUCUCUUUCUGAUUAG
Messenger RNA from Fusarium venenatum, 4407 nucleotides. The record is from RefSeq and is a predicted model, not a curated record. NCBI's taxonomy places the organism in Eukaryota, Fungi, Ascomycota, Sordariomycetes, Hypocreales, Nectriaceae.